Molecule: messenger RNA, 3053 nt
Organism: Doryrhamphus excisus (bluestripe pipefish)
Lineage: Eukaryota; Metazoa; Chordata; Actinopteri; Syngnathiformes; Syngnathidae
Gene: khsrp
Product: KH-type splicing regulatory protein
Biological process (GO): regulation of DNA-templated transcription
Molecular function (GO): RNA binding
Source: RefSeq, a predicted model, not a curated record
UCAAUCUAGAGGGAAAAGGCUGAGGAAAGGCCGGACGGGGGAGGGCCGAGGGUGCAUUGAUUGGUUAUUUUAAGCAGGGAACUUUGCCGGCGUGGUAAGUGAUCUCCCUCACAUUGGUCUUCUAGUGUCGCUCUACACCAGCUUUGGCCUUCCCGCUUCUGCGCAGCCCGACCCGGCCAAAGCUACCCGGCCUGCCCCCUGUGUGUUUGUGUCAUUCUCCUUCUUGGAAGCAGCAUGUCCGACUACGGAUCUUUGCCGACCAAUGGCGUCGGCGCCGGAGCUAAAAAGGAUGCGUUUGCAGACGCGAUGGAACGAGCCAGACAGAUCGCAGCUAAAAUCAGCGGUGAGACUGCUCACCUGGCGAGCAACAAUGGAGGAGCGGAGGGGUACCCCUUUGCCGCACAGAAACGGUCCCUGGAAGGAGCAGACGAACCAGACGCCAAGAAGCUAGCGUCACAGAUUGAAAGAGAUUCUUCAUUGUCCAUCGGAGCUCAACUGGCCGCCCUGUCUCAACAAAGUAUGAGGCCUUCGACAAUGACAGAAGAGUGCAGGGUGCCUGACGCCAUGGUUGGUCUCAUCAUCGGCAGGGGAGGUGAACAGAUCAACAAAAUACAGCAAGACUCCGGCUGCAAGGUCCAGAUUGCACAUGACAGCGCCGGUCUUGCGGAACGAAGCGUUUCUUUGACGGGUUCACCUGAAGCCAUACAGAGAGCCAAGGCACUCAUCGAUGACAUUGUCUCAAGGGGCCCCGAUUCAAGCAAUGGGCAGACAGGUUCCAUGCAGGAGAUGAUCAUCCCUGCAGGCAAGGCCGGCCUCAUUAUAGGCAAAGGAGGAGAGACCAUCAAACAGCUACAGGAACGAGCCGGAGUUAAAAUGAUCCUCAUUCAAGAUGGAUCCCAGCCGCCCAACGUAGAUAAACCACUGCGCAUCAUUGGAGACCCUUUCAAAGUGCAGCAAGCGAAGGAGAUGGUCAAUGAGAUUCUACGGGAGCGAGAUCACGCUGGUUUUGGAGACAGGAACGAAUAUGGCUCAAGAAUCGGGGGAGGUGGCAUUGAUAUAGCUGUUCCCCGCCAUGCAGUGGGUGUCGUCAUUGGACGGAGCGGAGAGAUGAUUAAAAAGAUCCAGAGUGAUGCUGGAGUUAAAAUACAGUUUAAACCAGAUGAUGGAACUGGCCCGGAAAAAAUUGCUCAUAUUUCGGGUCCUCCUGACCAGUGUCAACAUGCAGCCUCCAUCAUCACAGACCUGCUACAGAGUAUCCGUGCACGAGACGAGGGGGGCCAGGGGGGCCCCCCUGGUUCAGGGAUGCCACCCGGCGGACGAGGACGGGGUAGAGGCCAGGGGAACUGGGGUCCCUCGGGGGGAGAGAUGACCUUCUCUGUUCCUGCUCACAAAUGCGGACUUGUGAUUGGCAGAGGAGGGGAAAAUGUCAAAUCCAUCAACCAACAGACUGGCGCAUUUGUUGAGAUGUUACGUCAACCACCACCGGAUGGUGACCCAAACUUCAAACUGUUCACCAUCCGUGGAUCCCCACAGCAGAUAGACUAUGCAAAGCAGCUAAUAGAAGAGAAGAUUGAGGCGCCGUUGUGUCCUGUGGGUGGCAGUCCUGGUCCAGGUGGUCCUGGUGGUUCGAUGGAUCCCUACAACCCCAACCCAUAUAAUGCUGGAACUCCUGGUGGUGCACCGCAUGGUGGUGCACCCAGUGGCCCACAGUACCAUCCUCAGGGUUGGGGGAACAACUACCAGCAAUGGCAGGCCCCAGGGCCACAUGACCCUAAUAAGGCACCAGCAGACCCCAAUGCAGCAUGGGCGGCCUAUUAUGCACAGUACUACGGUCAGCAGCCAGGGGGCGCCAUGCCAGCCCAGACCCCAGGUGAUCCCGGAGCACCAGGGGAACAGAACCAAGCGGCGCAGACUGCCGGUGGCCAGCCAGACUACACAAAGGCUUGGGAGGAGUACUAUAAGAAGAUGGGCAUGGUUCAGCCUGCAGGAGGGGCAGCGGCUGCUCCGGGGACAGCGGCUGCUCCAGCAGCAGCUGGAGGAGCAGCAGCAGCAGCAGCAGCAGGAGGAGGCCAGCCGGAUUAUAGUGCGGCCUGGGCGGAGUACUACAGACAGCAGGCUGCUUACUAUGGACAGGGAGGGCAGGCACCUGGGCAAGCAGCUGCCCCACAACAAGGACAACCGCAGGCCCAGUAAAGAGGUUGUGGGUAUGCGGAUGGUUUUGUCUGCUCUUGGGACUUCUGCUGAUAGGUAUUUCCAUUUUGGCUUCAACAAUUCAAGACAAUGAUUUCAGUCUCCUUUUUUUUUUUUAUUUUAAAAAUCAAAAUUUGUCAGUUGACUGAUCUAUUCUCCCCUACCCUGCCCUCCCCCUGCGACGAAACAAGGCCUGCGACGAAACAAGGGGGUAAAAGUUUUCUCAUGCAUUGCAACACGGCACUAAAUAAUUGUUUAUAGAAUCUGUUUGCUCCUUCAGCUCUCACAUACAUAUAGGUUUGUUUUACUUUUUCAAAACGUUGUAAAAUUCUAAGUAUCUAUACUGCAGAGGCGCUACAAUACUACAUUUUGGGUUUCACAAUUCAGGUUAAUAGUUUCACUUUGCGAUAUGUUUUAUGUUGAAAUUCUGUUUUGAUGGCAACAUUUUUCUUACUUUUGGUACCUUUUUAAACCUCAUUUAAAAUAUGUAUCAGUGUUGAAAUUGCAGUUGUGAUUGACCAUAAAAUUCUUAUUUUUAAUUUUAUUCACUGUAAAAAAAACAACAACAAAAAAAACAAGUGUUUUCCAGAAGAGGAUUGUGCGUGUGUCUGUACGCAACGUAUGCUACUGAACAGGAGAACGUGUGCAAGUUUGCUGUAAUAUGGCAUCUCAUAUGUUGGUUGUGUAUGCAUGUAUGUGUGGGUGUGUCUGCCCUCUGCUUAUUUCUACAACGUAAUCGAUGGACAAUUUUUUUUUCUUUUUCCCCCUCCAAUAGGCUCUGUCAUUGUAUUUUCUUAUUUUUUACAGCUUGUUUUUAAAUACUUAAAAUAAAACAUUCAGAUCCAACAACUUUUGGAAGUUAA